CAUCCCCACCAGCCUGGCAGUUUGUUCCAUCGUUCCCGGGGACCGCUCCGUGUUCCGGCAUGAGUGUACGCCAUUGAAGUUUGAACUCUGCCUGGUCAGCAGGGAGUCACAGAGGAGGAAGAAUGGAUGCAGGAUUGCUGACAACUUGGUCACAGGACUUGGUGACCUUUGAGGAAGUGGCAGUGGACUUCUCCCCAGAGGAGUGGGCACUACUGGGCCUUGCUCAGAAAAUCCUGUACAGAGAUGUGAUGAUAGAGAACUUGAGGAACGUGGCCUCUGUGGGGUAUCAAAUCUACAAACACAGUCUGGUAACUGAAGUAGAGCACAAAGAGCUGAGGAUGGAGGAGAGAAGAAAUCUCCAAGUUGAGCCAGAUCUCCAAAUCUCCUGUUCAGUUUCAGACUCAGCUACUCAACUUAAACCAAAACAUGCAAUUCCUAUGCAGAAUGUCACUAAGAAAAAGACUUCCAAUGGCAUAAAAAUGGCAAUAACUCACCCUGGUGAGAAACCCUUGGAAUCUGAUCACUGUAGAAAAUUCUUCAGAAAGAACUGUCCCCUUAUUGGUACAAGGUAUUGCAAGGGAGAGAAAUGCUGCAAAUACAAAGAAUAUGGGAAAGACUUUGGCUGUCCCUUAACUUUUCAGAGUCAUGUGAGUACUUGCACCAAAGAGAAAACUUUUGACUUUAAUGAUUAUGGCAAAGCUUUCAAUCAAGACUCCUCCCUCAGGGAGCACUUCAGAACUCUCACUGGAGAGAGACCUUAUGAGUGUGAUCAGUGUCUUGCAUCUCUCAGUUUGCAGCCUUCCUUUUCAGUGCAUGUGCAAAAAACUACUGAAGAGAGAUUCUGUGACUGCAGUGACUAUGAAAAAAGAUCUUCCCACAGCGUGCAUAAAAAAUUGUGUACUGUGGAUGAAGGCUCAAAACAUAACAAACAGGGGAAGGUUUUCACAGGCCCCUGGUCCCUUCAGAAAUAUGUGAGACCUCCCACUGGAGAGAAACCUUUUCAAUGUAGUGACUGUGGGAAAAUCUUCAUUUUUCACUCUUCCCUCCAGAAACAUGUGAGAUCACACACUGGAGAGAAACCUUAUGAGUGUGAUCACUGUGGAAAAUUCUUCAGCCAGAGCUCUCAUCUUAAUGUGCACAGAAGAACACACACUGGAGAGAAACCCUAUGACUGUAAGGAAUGUGGCAAGGCUUUCACUGUGCCCUCAUCCCUGCAAAAACACGUGAGAACCCACACUGGAGAGAAGCCCUAUGAGUGCAGUGACUGUGGAAAGGCCUUUAUUGAUCAGUCAUCCCUUAAGAAACAUCAACGCUCUCACACUGGAGAGAAGCCUUAUGAGUGUAAUCAAUGUGGAAAAUCCUUCAGCACAGGCUCUUACCUUAUUGUGCACAAGAGGACACACACUGGAGAGAAAACCUAUAAGUGUAAAGACUGUGGGAAGGCCUUUAGGAAUUCCUCUUGCCUUCGGGUCCAUGUGAGGACUCACACAGGGGAAAAGCCCUAUAAAUGUGUUCAUUGUGGAAAAGCAUUCAGCACCAGCACUAACCUUAUAAUGCACAAGCGAAUACAUACAGGGCCAAAGCUGCAUGAAUGAAAUGGCCACAGGCUAGCCUUAAGAGGUCCUUCACACCUCACUCCACAGUUUAGAACUCACACUGGAUCGAAACCUUUGGUAACCAGUGUCACUAAAGACAUAUUAUACUAGCCAACUUUGUAAGUGUUAGAGUUCUGUGAUUGUCUUUAUUGGUGAAUGUUUCAUCCUUAAAGUUUGACAACUCAUCAGCUGAUGAGUAUUAAAUGUAGUGUAGCACUCUAAAUUUCCCUUGAUUUACAUCACAAAGGUUUUGAUAGAUAAUGUUUUCAUUGUAACUUAGUACUAAAUAUUGUCUACUUCUCAUCAAAGUGUCUUGGACAUAUAGAUUAUUUAGAAAUGUGUUUUUUAAUGUGCAGACUCUGCCUAUUUUACACAUUUUUUAUUUAAUUGCAUUGUGCACUGAAUAUAUGGUCUUCAUGAUACAGAUUUUAAAUGGCAUAAAUUCAGACAAAAGAUUGUUGGAGAUUUGCUUUGUGGCCUAAUGUGUCAAAUACAAAAGUUGCUAUCCGAAAUCCAUUGCUAUUUAUGACUGCAGUGACUUAUAGUAAGUCACUUUAAGUCACUGCCCUGCCUUCCUUAAAGUAACAAUUACAAUUGUGUUUAAGUUGACAAUGUGGAGAGUUUUUUAAGGACUCAUCUCCUAACUUUCCUUGCAGCUAUGAGUGCCAAUGAGCCCACAGUCCUGUCCAAUAAGAAAUAAUGAGAGGUCACUGCAUGUGGCUUUUAAAGAAAGGGGAGCAUCUCACAUGGCAUUUUCUCUUUAACACUUUUCCUUUAUCUUAUCUCUUCUUCUUCCUCAGAAAAGAAACCAAAAGGAUGACAGUCAUAGGCUACCAAUUACACAGCAGGGACAUACAGUAUUAUUUGGCUGUACCAGCCCUGGGUUGCUUAUUUCUGGGCUUCAUGUAACAUAAAAAUAAACUCCAAACUGCUCUAAACGUGUCUUGUAGAAAGGUUCAGUUCUAAGGAAUUUCAGCCUCAAUUGAUAGGUCUCGCAUAUGACCAGGUUUUAUGGAUCUUACAAAUAUGGUUGAAAACAACGUGUAUUCUUUAUCUGUCAGGUAUAAUAGAUUUAUCUCAUGGAUAAAUCUUACUCUGUUUGUUAAAUCUGUAUCAUCACAAAACAUAUCUCCUGGUUAACCAAUGGUCAUUGACACCAAUUAUACCAGUAGGAAUCCCCAAUUCGGGGUACAGUGAAGAAAAACUUUAU
Molecule: messenger RNA, 2805 nt
Organism: Artibeus jamaicensis (Jamaican fruit-eating bat)
Lineage: Eukaryota; Metazoa; Chordata; Mammalia; Chiroptera; Phyllostomidae
Product: zinc finger protein 177-like
Exons: 6
Coding region: 123-1595 (490 amino acids)
Biological process (GO): negative regulation of transcription by RNA polymerase II
Molecular function (GO): DNA-binding transcription repressor activity, RNA polymerase II-specific
Source: RefSeq, a predicted model, not a curated record